AUGAAUCCUGGAGAUCUUUUAGGUUCAGGAACUAUUUCAGGAACUGAAAAGCAUGAAUUUGGUUCAAUGAUUGAAUUAUCUUGGUCAGGUUAAGAAAAAAUAUAACUUUCUAAUGGAUAAGAAAGAACUUUUAUUUAAGAUGGAGAUACUAUUACUAUGAAAGGUUGGGCUGAAAAAAACGGUGUAAGAAUUGGAUUUGGUGAAUGUAGUGGAAAAAUACUUCCUGCUCAUCCGGAAAAUAUAUAUUAUUGA
Messenger RNA from Ichthyophthirius multifiliis, 252 nucleotides. RefSeq lists its product as hypothetical. The transcript has 2 exons. The record is from RefSeq and is a predicted model, not a curated record. NCBI's taxonomy places the organism in Eukaryota, Ciliophora, Oligohymenophorea, Hymenostomatida. Gene Ontology annotation, molecular function: fumarylacetoacetase activity. Gene Ontology annotation, biological process: L-phenylalanine catabolic process; homogentisate catabolic process; L-tyrosine catabolic process.